Topomyia yanbarensis is the source of this 2087-nucleotide messenger RNA. RefSeq lists its product as uncharacterized. Gene Ontology annotation, biological process: translation. The record is from RefSeq and is a predicted model, not a curated record. Gene Ontology annotation, molecular function: structural constituent of ribosome. Gene Ontology annotation, cellular component: large ribosomal subunit; mitochondrion. The coding region runs from base 86 to 646 and encodes 186 amino acids. The transcript is spliced from 3 exons. Lineage: Eukaryota; Metazoa; Arthropoda; Insecta; Diptera; Culicidae.
GUAUUAAGUAGCUGAGAAUAAGCGUGGAAGUCAAGUCAAUACCGUCAAAAUAGUUAAACUUUACGUAAUUGCAAAAUAAUACAGUAUGUUUAAAUCUACUAUUAAUAUAUGUUCCAGUAACAUCCAUCAUAUAACGCUCGUUAGAAAUUUUGGAAAGCACAACAAGAAAUUUUUGUACAAUGAUGGCAUCAAAGUGCAAAACAUAAUCUAUUAUCCAAGAGAAAACUGUCCUCAGAACAUUCCUCAAACAACUGAACCUUCGAAACUGUUUAAAGUACGACGAAUCAAACCGUUGAAGGGAUGUCCAUAUUGGGAGAAACGGAUUCUGCGAGAUCUUGGUCUAUACGAGUCCAAUGCGAUAGCUGUAGUAAAGAACAUCCCCGAAAACAAUGCAAGGUUAUGGAAGAUUAAACAUCUUAUUGAGAUUCUCCCUAUUAUAUUUUCUUAUGGCGAACCUAUAGAGAGCGAUAUCAACUAUACAUUUCUCAAGGAAGAUGGCGAAUGUGUUGUAAUUAAAGAAUUGCAAAAACGUAAAUUACGAGAUAACAGAUUAGAAGCAGCAAUUAAUUUAACCAAAAAGAAGGAAACAAUGGACGGAGAAACACUUCGUAAAGAUUCUCGAUUGAAGUGGCUCAAUCCUUGGUGAUCGACGAUGAAUGAUGAGAACGAGAAUCCUAUAAAAACCACGCGACAAUGAGUAUUCAUUUUUUGUGCUUCUGAUUCAUCUCGUAUGGGCCCAUAUUAUUGACUCCAAUCAAAACGGCUGGAUGUUGUUGGCUCGAAUCAAAACUUGUCGAAAGUAAACAAAAUUGUUUUCAUAUCGUCAAUCUGGCGCCCAGGUGGUGAAAUCGUUAAAAUUCAAAAAUUUUUAUUUCCAGAUUAAAUUUUACUAAACUUCCCAGUUAAGCUCAGCCGGAAUGCUGGCUGGUUCUAAUUCGUAUUCCGGCUCCGGUGACAACCGAUUCUAGUAAGAAUGUUUAAGGGGUACCAUUUCGCUGGGCGAGUUGGCCACCGACCCGCCGUCGGAAGUAAGCGAACCUGUAACCCUUUCGUUUGCCCGGCUUACUCAAACAUAGGGGCUAUCCUUAGUUUAAGGCCCGAAACCGUUCGACAAAAAGGUAAUUUUUAAUCCUUUUUUAAAGUUAGUAAGGACAAUAAGUGUUGUGUCCUGUCUCGCGUCGCGUUUUUGUAAACGUGAAUCGAGUCCUUACGUUGGCACAGCCUUAAAAAACAAGUAUGCUUAUUCAAAAAACACGCGAGAUUUGUUUUUACAUUUUGAUAGCGUUGCCAAUUUUAUUUUGUGUCCAUCACCCAAUGUGGCUACGCCACAUCGCUUUUGCGCAUGCUAGGGAUAGCCCCUAUGUUUGACUAAGCCGGGCAAACGAGUGGAUCACUGGUUCACUUGCUUCCGACGGUGGGUCGGUGGCCACCUCGCCCGGAGGAUCCUCAGCGGCUUUGCGCCGCUUCGGUUCCUAGGCCUCGGUUAUGCGGCUAAGCCGCAUCAAAAUGGUACCCCUUAAACAUUCUAACUAGAAUCGGUUGUGUCACCGGAGCCGGAAUACGAAUUAGAACCAGCCAGCAUUCCGGCUGAGCUUAUACCAUGUUCACACUACAGAGUUAAAACAUGUUAUAAUAAUUAGCAAGAAAAAAUGUCAUCAAGAUAGCGUUAAAACACGUUGUAACUAGUAGUGUGAACGUAGUAUUAACUGGGUAGUUUAGUAAAAUUUACUCUGGAAAUAAAAAUUUUCUGGCAACCCUCCAGCACCCCGUUGAACUCUAACGAUUUCACCACCUGGGCGCCAGCUUGACGAUAUGAAAUGAACUUUGAUAACUUUCGACAAGGUUUGAUUCGAGCCAACAACAUCCAGCCGUUUUGAUUGGAGUCAAUAAUAUGGACCUAUGCACUAGCACCAUCUGGUCACAGAGAACAGACGUCCAUCUUCUAAACCCUCACUUUUUCUUGAUUUAUUUUUUAAUCCAGUAAACAAUAAUCUACAUGUACAAUCUAAAAUGUUGGUUCCUUGGCCUGAGUUAGUAUAUGUCGACAGGUUAUCGUAAAGUUGUUAAUAAACAUAUACAAAUCUGCA